Molecule: messenger RNA, 4840 nt
Organism: Pristis pectinata (smalltooth sawfish)
Lineage: Eukaryota; Metazoa; Chordata; Chondrichthyes; Rhinopristiformes; Pristidae
Product: thrombospondin type-1 domain-containing protein 1
Exons: 4
Coding region: 74-2734 (886 amino acids)
Cellular component (GO): cell periphery
Source: RefSeq, a predicted model, not a curated record
AGCAUCGCAGUCGUCAUGAGGGCUUGAGACAUGCCGGGUGAGACGAAGGCAAAUUUACGAGCCCGACUUCGGAAUGAAAAGUCCUCGGAGGCGAAGUCCCGCAGGUUUCACACGUGUGCUGGUGCUGGUACUCUGUGGAUGUGCUGUUUUUGCUGAAGUCAGUUAUCGACUUUCCGGACAACCUUGGCACGUUGCUCUGAGCAACCAGACUGUUCACGUUGACUUCAAAGUUCUGAACAAGACGAGCGCCCAAAAUUUAACCCUGUCACUCGUAGACGUCAAGAGAAACCAAACUGUCGCCACCAAAUUGAUCCCCGGAAACCAAUCCCAGGGCUCCGUGGAGUUUGAGUGUUUUCAUUUCCCUUACGCUGGCAACUUCGAGUUUAGGCUGAUCGAUUUCACAGACAACGACACAGCCCGGUGGACAAGUGACUUAUUGCAGGUCCGCUGGCCGGUCUUUGCCAUUGAAGCGAGGAGCGAAAGUGACUCAUCGAGUCACUUCCAGGUCCAUGUUUUUACUCUCGAGUAUUUAUGCUCUUGGAAAGUAAUUACCUUAUUUCUGGACACUGUUGUGAUUGAUUUUAAUGGACCUGGAGCUUACAAUAUCAACAAAGCUUUAAAACCAACGAUAAGUAAAGAAAUUGAGCUUUCCAGUUCUCAGAGGUUGGAUUUUGAUUGCACUGGUUUCAACCAAAACACAUCCCUAAAGAUUUCUCUGAGAUCUCCGUAUACCAAUUCCGUGAUCGCGUCCACGGGACCGCUGGUGUUUGCUCAGAUCGUUGGCUACAAACUGCUCGUCGAUCAUCUGAAGACGGCUGCGUGCGACUCGGCUGCGGAGGUUCGAAUAGUGGUACCACCUUGCGCCCGUUUGCGGGGCAAGAUUACUGUGUAUAAGAACCAGACGGGAGCUUCGUUUGGAAGAGAGACUUUUGUAGCUGAGAAGUGGCUGCGCCCCGGGGAAAACACAACCGAAUUUAACUGCUCUGUGUUUGAUUUUGGGAAACAUAACUACUGCUUCGAGUAUGUUAGCAUUCUGAAUCACAGCCCUGUGAAAUGUGUCACACUCCAGAGACACGCAGAAAGAGGGAGUGUUUGGAUGUCUUGGAGUCCGUGCAGUGUCACAUGCGGUGACGGAGUGCGGGAAAGGUACCGACAAUGCGUCUCAUCCUUCUCUGGGACAAUCGGGUGCAGUGGAGAGGAGAGAGAAGUUUCUCUUUGUUCACUUGUGGAUUGCACGGAACAGGAAUCUGGAGCUCCCGGAAAAGCACAUAAAACCGGCAAUAUAGUGACAAUCACUGGCAUUUCUUUCUGCUUGGUGAUCAUCAUAGCCACCAUUGCAAUCACUAUCCGGACAAAGCUACCAUGUAAAGAACAAAAUUUAAAUAGCACAGUGAGGCAUGAUCCAGCACCUCCACAUAAUUUCAGGAAUACAUUUGAAGAAGAAAGGAACUUCUCUGACCCAAGUCAUCAACGUGACAUUUUAACUGAUAACAUGCCCUUGGCCCACGUAGAAGAUGGCCUGAGCAUUCCACUAUCUUUCAGGAGGAGCCAGCAUUUUGUUCUAAAUCAGGAUACGUUACCGGAGGAAAAUCUGGGACUGCAGAGUGCUCAGAAAGUGAUUCCCCCUAUAUUUGGAUACCGUUUGGCACAUCAGCAAUUGAAAGAAAUGAAAAAGAAAGGGAUAACAGAAGCAACCCAAGUUUAUCAUGUUACACAGCACCCUUUAGAUGAUACGAUAAUGAACGAAGGAGGGGCUUUGGCUACAGAAAUAGAUCAAGCCAAAUCCAGCUCUGUUGUAGUGCCCUCUUUGGACAAGGAAAACAGUGCAGAAAGUAACAUGAACAGAUUUCGUAUCAAAUCUCCAUUUUUGGAUCAAAAUUCAAUUUACUGCAAACAACACAGAAAAGAUCCAAUGAUUGCACCCUUUCCGGAACCAUUUAAUGACUUUAACUUACCAUGCCAAAUACCUGUGUCUCUCUGUGAAGGAAAUAAUAAAACACUUCCAAAUAGACCAGGAAAGUUCAGGCAUUGUGACAAAAUAACUGAGAGAGAAAUGCUUGAAAGAGGAUACAUCAGAAACCCCAAUUUUAGAAGAACAUCUAGCUUCAGUGAAUGUAGAACCAGUAAGUAUUACAGAGAAAGAAGUAUGUCUUCCUGCACACAGAAACUUCCAUCCCUAUCACACUCAAGAGGUAUUGAUAAGACAGUGGCUGGGAGUGAGCGAUGUAUUAAUAACAAACCUGGAGCUCAGUAUAGGACUAAUGCCAGCUCAGCACGAAACCAUGCCUGGGAUUGCAGUGCAUUCAUCUCAGAGCCUUCAAAACAUCAUUUGAGAAGUAGUCAAGCUGGAGUCUGGACUAAUAAAGCUGAUCCAGCAAAUGAUCAUCCAAUUACAAGUUGUGUUUUUAGUGAGUUAGAAACUUACACAGGCAAAAGGAAGGCAAGGACACCAACCAAUGAAAAUAAACUAGCCGCUAAAGCCAGUGAUCCCAAUUCCGAGAAACAUUCUCAAUGGAAGUAUCCAAGGAGCAAUCCAUUGCCUCGACAUCACUACAGACAAGAUCGGUGCCAAAGUUUCCCUUCUGAUCCAAAUUUCCUCCAUUAUGACAAUUCUGGUUUUGAAUUAACUGCUUCAGAGCAGCAGAUAAUAGACCUGCCUGCACACUUUGGUUCACAUGUUAUAGGGGAUGAGGAAGACACUAGUACUUUAAGCAGUGAAAAGCUGGUGAUCUAAGGAUCUUGAAAACAGAAAUGUUUGUGUAAAUUAAUUGUGUGUCAUGCCCUUAUCCAAUUCCCAUCUACUAUUACUGCGCAUUAGAGUGAAUUCAUUUUAACCACAAGGAAUCAGUUAUACUACUGCUGUUCUUGGGGCAUUGGUCACAUUAUUUCUUGAGAAUGAAAAUAGAUCCAAUGCCAAAAAGCCAUUUAUUUUUUCAGUCCACUCAUUGUAUUGAACGUAUGUCUGAGUUUGACUGGAGUGAAAUGUAUUUGACAUAGCAUUGCAGUGAAGAGUGACAAUUUUCAGGAAAUUAUUUUGACAAUAAGAACAGAAAAAUGCUGGAAAUCCUCAGCAAGUCAUGCAGCGUCUAUGGAGAGUUAAGGUUUCAGUUUAAUGGUUUUUCCCCACAAUUGGUGGUGUAUAGCCAAUUCCUGUAGGUCCACAGACAUUAUGCACAGGAUUUAAAUAAAAGCUAUCCCACCACCAGCCACAGCUUCCCCUCUCCCGCCCCCUCUCCUUCUGUUUUCCACAGGGAUCACUCUCUCUGUGACUCCCUGGUCUGCUCAUCCCUUCCCAACCAUCCACCCCGUCCCCUUAUACUUUCCCCUGCAACCAUAGGAGGUGCAACACCUCCUCCCUUACCACCAUCUAGGGACCUAAAGUGCCCUUCCAUAUGAGGCAGAGAUUCACAUGCACCUCCUCCAACCUGGUCUAUUGCAUUCUGUGCUUUCGACAUGGUCUCCUCUGUAUUGGUGAGACCAAGCAUAGACCAAGCAAUCAUUUUGCAGACCACCUGCGCUCUGUCUGCAAUGACCAUCUUGAUCUUUCAGCUGCGUGUCAUUUCAACUCCCCUCCCCCUUCCCCUUCCCAUUCCCACAUCGACCUGUCUGUCCUCGGUUUUCUCCACUGCCGCAGUGAGGCCAAACACAAACUGGAAGAACAGCACCUCAUAUUCUGCUUGGGUAGCCCACAACUCAAUGGUAUAAACAUUGAAUUUUCCAAUUUCAUGUAACCCUCUCCCCCUGUGUUACUCUUCCACACCCACCAGUCCACCCAGGGUCUCCAUCCCUUUGUUCAUCUUGUCCAUCCCUCCCCCUAGUUCCCCGGACUCAUUCAUCUCCCCCACCUGGUUCUGUCUGCCCAUCACCACAUACCUAUCUACCUGGGCUUCUUCUCCUUUGGUUCACUUUUCCUACCCCCUUCCCUAUCUGGUUCCAUCUGCUCAUCAUCUCUCCCUUAUCUGGUUCUACCUAUCGCCCACCAGCCUGUGUCUCUGCCCUGCCCCUCCCCUCUCCCACCUGGUUCCAUCUGCCUAAUUUUUUUUUCUUAUCUCUUUCCACCUAUCGCCUACCAGCCUCUGUCUCAACACACCCUCCCUGUUCUUCCCCCACAUGGCUCCAUCUGCCCAUUGCGCCCCCCCCCCGCCUCAUCUGGUUCCACUUAACAGCCUCUGUCUCAUCCCUCCCUCUCACUUCCAUGUCCAGGCUACUCGCCCUCGACACUCUCAGCCGUGAUGCAGGGUCGUGACCCAAAACGUCGACCAUCCCUUUGCCUCCACAGGUACUGCUCAACCCACUGAGUUUUUUCUGAAGUUCAUUUUUUACUUUAAGAAAACUUACCUGCUGAGGAUAUUCUCGGUCUUGUGUGCUACUGACAAUUAGUGAUUACCCUAAGCACAGUGGUGCUUCAAAUAUUGACUUAACGUUACCAAAUCAUAAGAAGUUAGUUGAAUUUCUGUGCCACUUUGCACCUCACCAAUUUUCUAUGCCCAUGUUUCUGGAUCUUAAAUGUGUGAUUUCAGUUCCAAACAAUGUCUCUCAUUUAAAGAAAUGGAUUCUAAGGUGCAAAGUUCUGAAAGAAGUGUGACACUCCUGAAGCUGUGAUAUCCAAUGAUAUUAUUAUUAAAUUACGUGAUUUGUUACACAACUGUUUUCUGAAUCUUAAAUCCUAAAAUCAAGGCAUCUGUAAAUUAGAAACCUCUGUCCAUCAGUGUGUAUUAGGAGGGAGGAUGGAUGAGGAGUUGGGGACAUGUUUAUUGUAACGCUUGGAUCCAUAACCCUCUGUGAGUGGAGGCUAGGCCUAAGACUCAGACGAUGAUGAUUAGAGACAUUUAGAAAUAGU